Messenger RNA from Rhodofomes roseus, 1013 nucleotides. RefSeq lists its product as uncharacterized. The transcript is spliced from 6 exons. The record is from RefSeq and is a predicted model, not a curated record. Lineage: Eukaryota; Fungi; Basidiomycota; Agaricomycetes; Polyporales; Fomitopsidaceae. The coding region runs from base 1 to 822 and encodes 273 amino acids. Gene Ontology annotation, molecular function: oxidoreductase activity, acting on the CH-OH group of donors, NAD or NADP as acceptor.
AUGCCUUCCUACGCGAUCAUAGGUGGCUCCCGCGGUAUUGGGCUGGAGUUCGUUCGCCAGCUGGCACUGAGUGGAGAUAACACUGUCUUCGUGACAGUUCGCAACAAGCAGAAGUGCACGCACCUACAGGACACCAUAAACAAGCUACCGCACAAGAACGUGCAUGUCCUGGAGGCGGAUGUAGUUGAUAAGCAAGCGAUCAAGAAUGCAGCAGCUGAAGUGAGCAGGAUCACGGGCGGCAGCCUGGACGUCCUGAUAUACAACGCCGCUCGCCUGGAGUUUGAGAAUAUACUUCGCGGUCUAUUGGACUACGAUAGCGAGGAGCAGCUUGACGAGGAGUUCGUGCAAUCUCUUAAAGUGAACGUCCUGGGGCCCAUCCAUACCGUUAACACCUUCUUGCCGCUCCUCCGCAAGGGCGCUGUCAAAAAGAUCAUCAUCAUAGGCAGUGAAGGCGGCGAGCGCGACUUUGUGCGGCGCGUGCACCUCUCCGAGACGGCUGCGUACGGGAUCACGAAGGCCGCAGAAAAUAUGGUCGCGACCAAGUACGCCGCAGAACUGGAGAGCGAGGGCUUCACUGUCGUUUCCGUGAGCCCGGGCCUCGUGGACGUUUCUAGCACUUACAGUGAGCUCGAGCCGCCGCCUGAAGGGAGCGUACCAAAGUUCAAAGUAAUCGCCAAGAAGUUCUAUGACGCUUUCCCGAAGACGAGGUCGUUGACGCCGCGAGAGGCCGUAGAGAGAUUGCUGGUAUACAUCGAGAGCAUAGGUCCCGCAGACUCCGGUUCUUUCAAGCCGUCUCUCGAGUUCGAUACUAGUACCCAGUAGACAAGCAUGCAAGUCAGGGUUGAACGUUGAUACUAGUAGAGCGGCCAAUUCUAUGGAUAUGUGUCACUUUUGAAUGCCAUGCUUGUGCGUGGACGGAGCACAAGUGAUGACAUGUAUAUGGCGAGCUAGCAUAGUAUACCAGAAACAGUAUACCGUGACGGUCCAGACGCGGCGUCCAAGUUUGAUCCAAC